UCAGCGUACGAGAAUGAGACAAUCGGCUGAGACCUGGUUACGAUUUUGAUACCGAAAAGACCCUUGCUAAGAUAUGCUCCGGAAAUGUCUAUCAUAUUCUAAAAGGAUCACUUCAUUUGUAACAGAAGGACAAAGUCGUGAAGACAUACUCUUGUUCCAUCAGCUUCAGAAGAAGACUAGGUUCAAAAUCACGGAGUUGCUUCUGUCAGCGGUUGCUAGAGCCUGUGGAAGACUUGGUGCCCUGGAGGAAGGCAAGCAAGCUCAUUGCAUUGUAUUCAAACAUGGGUUGAAUAGAGAUAUGAUUCUAAUGACUUCCCUUCUUGAUAUGUACACAAAAUGCAGCGACAUCAAAGAAGCCCGCCGUGUGUAUGAUGAAAUGCCCGAAAGAGAUGUUGUUGUGAACAAUAGCAUGAUUUUCGGGUUAUGCCGGUGUCACUUGACGUUGGAGGCGAUCACUUUGUUUAAUAAUAUGUUUGAGCGCGAUGUGGGAUCUUGGAAUUCACUGAUUUCAGGGCUUGCACAAAACUCUGAGGGAAGGACGGCGUUGUUUUUGUUUAAGAAAAUGCGAGUGGAGGGAGCUGAAGUUGAUUUUAUGACCAUGUCCAGUGUUCUUUCAGUUUGUGCUGAUAUUGCAGCUUUGCUUAAUGGCAAACAAGUUCAUGGGCUGGUGAUUAUAUAUGGUUUUGAGCUACAUUUACCGGUUGGAAAUGCUACUGUUGACAUGUAUGCUAAAUGUGGACGCAUGGAUGAUGCUUGCCAAUUUUUCAAGAACAUGCCUAUCAAGAAUGUAGUUUCAUGGACUUCUUUGAUUGUGGGUUAUGGAAAACAUGGCCUGGGAUUGGAAGCUCUUGAGGCAUUUAAUGCAAUGGAAACGGAGGGUGUUGUACCAAACAAGAUCACAUUCUUGGGAGCAUUAUAUGCGUGUAGUCAUGCAGGAUUAGUUCAAGAAGGGUGGAGGAAUUUCAACACCAUGAUACAUAAGUACUCCAUCACGCCCAUGAUGGAGCAUUACACAUGCAUGGUUGAUUUACUUGCACGAGCUGGGCAUCUCACAGAGGCUUAUGAUUUCAUAGAGAGGAUGCCAAUAAAGCCGGAGGCAAAGCUUCUGACUGCUUUUCUUAGUUCAUGUUGCUCCCGCAUGAAUGUAGAGCUAGCAAAGACUGUUGGACAGAGAUUACUUGAAUUGGAACCCGAAGAAGCAGGGGCCUAUAUGUUGCUUUCCAACUUCUAUGGACUUGUUGGGGAUUUGGAAGGUGUCAAAAACGUGAGAAGAUUGAUGUCAAAGAAGGGAAUAAGAAAAGCAAAAGCAUGUACAUGGAUAGAGAUAGAUAGAAAAGUUCACAGCUUUGAAUCCGGAGAUAUGUCUCAUCCCCUUAGCAAAGAGAUAUACAAUUACUUGAAAAAUCUUGUUCAGAAGAUGAAGAAUUGUGGGUAUGUACCAAACACAAGCAUGGUUAUGCAAAAUGUGGCUGAGCACAUAAAAGAAGAGAUAGUUCUUGGCCACAGUGAGAAAUUGGCCAUUACACUUGGGCUAAUUAGCACACCCCCGGGAACCCGUAUCAUGAUAGUUAAGAAUCUUAGAGUAUGUGCAGAUUGCCAUUUGGUGACCGCAUUGAUCUCAAAGAUUGAAGAGAGAGAGAUCGUUGCAAGAGAUUCGAGCCGAUUUCAUCAUUUCAAUAAUGGAGCAUGCUCCUGUGGAGGUCAUUGGUGAGAGGUGAGACCGCUCCAUAUGAAAGGGAUGGGGGUAAAAGUAAUGUUUGUAACGUUCUUCGGAAUUCAUGUGAUGAGUUUCCUCACAUGAGUCCCACCGAUAUCUAUUGUUUUGUACUAUUCCCAUAGUUUUAUGGUAAACAUUGAAACAGGAUGUUUUCCUUGUUGCAUCUUUCAACUUUCUUUGUUCCACCUCCAUAUGACCUUUCAGUUUCAGGAUGUUUUCCUUGUUGAAUCUUACAACUUUUCUUUGUUCCACCUCCAUAUGACCUUUCAAACAAUUUCACCUAAACACAUAUGGAUGGAACCUAUGAGAAAUUAUUUUUACAUAACUUCUCUCGCAUCAGGUAAGACCAUUUAUGUGAGAGGAGUUGUAUAAAAAUUGUGUUCCUAGGAUUCCUCGGGAUUCACGUCACAUGGACCCCACCAAUAUCUAUUGUUUUGUACUAUUCCCAUAGUUUUAUAGUAAACAUUGA
This is a messenger RNA of Alnus glutinosa, 2186 nucleotides long. Its product is annotated as pentatricopeptide repeat-containing protein ELI1, chloroplastic-like. Lineage: Eukaryota; Viridiplantae; Streptophyta; Magnoliopsida; Fagales; Betulaceae. Gene Ontology annotation, biological process: RNA modification. Gene Ontology annotation, molecular function: zinc ion binding; RNA binding; protein binding. The coding region runs from base 74 to 1711 and encodes 545 amino acids. The record is from RefSeq and is a predicted model, not a curated record. The transcript has 2 exons.